Molecule: messenger RNA, 3264 nt
Organism: Oryza sativa Japonica Group (Japanese rice)
Lineage: Eukaryota; Viridiplantae; Streptophyta; Magnoliopsida; Poales; Poaceae
Product: protein ILITYHIA
Biological process (GO): cellular response to amino acid starvation; regulation of translation
Cellular component (GO): cytosol
Molecular function (GO): protein kinase regulator activity
Source: RefSeq, a predicted model, not a curated record
AAGCGCUCUGGACUGAACAGUCCUCACAGCCACCGCCUCCGCCGCCGCACUGAGCGCGAUGGCAAUAGCGGAGGGGGAGGCAGCGCAUGGCGUCUUCGCCUACGCCGCCGCGGCCGACUCAGCAUCCGCAGACGACCCGAUGACGGUGAAGAUGCUGCGCGACGCCGCCGCGGAUGUCGUUAGCUCCUCCACGGCAACGCGCAUCCACCUCUUCCGCGAAAUCCUCCCGCCGCUUCUCAGCCGCGGAUCUGAUUCAGCAUUAUUUGUUGCACAAUUGAUACGUUUCAUUUUCCGAACGUUGCCAGUGUAUGAUGAUCAAGCAUCUAAUAAUGCAGUAGAUGAUCUUGUUCAAUUGGCUUUGAGAAAACCAACCUUCUUGGGGCAUUUUGCAUUUAUGCUUGUUGAGACAAUGGAGCAAAACAUGAAGUUUAGCAGGCCUCCACUUGUAUGCUUCAAAUUACUGAGAUGGUCGAUCUGUCUUUUGAAAUUGAAACAACAAACAGAGCAUGAUUUCUCAAGAAUAUUCAAUGCACAAGCAAUCUUGUGUCAAACACUAAUGACUGAAAACUUCCGUCACAUCCAUUCAUGCAGACAGUUAUUUGUCCAUCUUUUUUCUGAGCUAAGUGAUGUCCAUAAAAUGUAUGUAGAGAAGGUCAGAAAUUCUAUGUUUCAUGUCAGGGAAUCUCCACAAUUCUUCAAGUUGAUACUAGAUUUUGCGAUGACCUCUUCAUCCUUGUCUUCAGAAUACAAGCAAGCUUUCCUAUAUUUAUAUGUUGGAGCGAUCAUAAAUUCGAAAGAUCAGCCGUCACAAGAAUCAAGUUGAGCUUUUGUGUAUCUUUUAUCACAUAUUGGGUGUGACGACUUUGAGAAGAUAUUCUACGUCUUGUUCAGCAUUCUGAUGAACAGAUGAGGGCGGAUGCUUUGGUGAUUGUUGGGACAUUAAUUAUAAAAUCCACUGAUCCUGAAACGCUAACUACUAUGCUGGAUGCUAUUACAACAAGUCUAGGAGGUUCUAAGGAAGAACUAUCAAACACAUACAAGAGAAUUGGAAUGAUAAAGGCAUUAGCAGAACUGUCAACAUCUCCAGCUGUUCACCAAAUAAACACUGUUGCUGCCUCAAUAUCUGGUUUCCUCAUGACAUGCUAUAAGGAUGAUGGUAUAAAGCAGGUCAAAAUGGCAAUUCUCUCAGCUUUGGGAUCCUUGAGUUCAGCAUCAGCUGAAGCUGUUCAACCAGAUCUUGUUUCAUUCAUAACUACAGGCCUGAAAGAUGAAGUCUGUUUAAGGAAGGGUUAUCUAGAGUUAUUACGAGCUGUAUGCAAAAAUUCUGCUGCAUUAAGAAAGAUCACCAGUUUGUUGGAUCAGCUGGUUCAGUUGCUGAUAAUUAGUUUCACAAGCACAACACAACGAUUGGAUGGAAUUUACACACUCUUUGCAGUAUCAAGAAUUGUUGCUGUUGAUACAGAUGCAAGUUUACCUACAAUUUGCUCUGCUAUCUAUGAUGCUUGUGGGCAAGUGGACCUCUUCACAUUGAUUUGCCAAAAUGAACUAUCAUCGAAUUCUGCCCUAUCGCUUUCAGAACUGUCAGAUGAAGAUUGCUUGGUCACUGUGGAUCUUGUUCAAUCAUUAAUUGUGGAAAAUCUUUCUUGGGUUAAGGAAAAAAUCUCUAUCCAAUCAUUACUACAGCUGCUAAUUCAUCCGGCGUGCCACCCACAUCGUGAAGUUAGGAAGUUAGCUUAUGUUGCUACCGAGAAAAUACUUGCAAGCACUGCUGUUUUAGGCCAAGAUCUUCUCCUCUUAUUCAAUAACUGGUUGUCAUUGAUUGGAAAUAGAACAUUAACUUUGGAACAAAGGUCUACUGCUGCAAAUCUGUGUCCAACACCUAUUCCUUCUACUGGGGUCCUUAUCAGGUUCUUGUUUUUGAUUGCACCUUAUGUGGUUGGCCACAGCCCAAGAUCAUAUUCUCAACUUAUAUUGUGCUCCCACCACCCUUGUAUUUCCAACUCCCGCCCUGCUGCUGUUUGGAAGAGGUUGCAGAGAGUUUUGAAGCACCACCAGAUCGUUUUUAUUGAUUUAAUUGCUACCAACAUGUCGGCAAUAUUCAUGGAAUUACUUAGACAGGAUGACUCCUUAACCUGUGAUGAAUAUGCACUUGAAGCAAGAUUACAUUCAUUACGGACAGUAGCAGCAAUAUUACCCAACAACGGACUUCCAGAAUUCGAGGGUGGCAACAAUCUUCAGUAGGCCAGAAGUGCUGAACCAUCUGAAGCAGCAAAUGCACCACCCACGGUCUCAGUACCAGCAGGAAGUAAUGCAACACAUCCAGUCACCCCAGUACCACAGCCACCAGCACCAGCAGCUGAUCAGCUGCAGGACAUGAUUCCUAUGCAAAAAGAAGCUUUCAUUAGCCUGCUAAAAGCAAUCUCCACUAGUGCUGCUUCUGCCACCGCAACAAUCGCCAUCUUUGUAGUAAGCUACCCCAUUAAAUGGCCAGAUAAAGUGUCAGUUAAUUACCAGAUGAUACUGGAGGCUCUCCUCUUUGUUUUCUUUCCUCUGGCCCUUCUUGCCACGGGCUUAUCCCAUGCUGCUGAGAAAGAUGAGAGAUGGCUUGGUCUUGCUUCUGCCUUGGUUUUAUUUGAAUUCUUUUAUGCUUUGGCUUUGGGGGGAGGGAUAUCCAUCGCUAUACAAGUGAGACCAAGAAUUGCAGUGUGUGCCACAGUAUUCUCUUCUAUGGUGGUGAUUACUUUUGCGUGGAGUUUAAUGUUCUCGCACCCGGAGUUCUUAAAGAAGAUGCACUUUUGGGCGCGCCACCCAGACAUGCCAACAGGAGACAUGCCCCAGUCUCCCCGAAGUUCUCUCUCGAAGCUUUUCAAGUGGUUCAAGAAGGAGUCGUCUGCGCCUAGUCAGGAGUCAGUCACAGAACAAGUUAUGCCCCAGCCAAGUUUUCGGUCCAAGUUCAUCGAGUGGCUCAAGAGGUCGCCGCCGCCAGUCAAUUUGUGCGGUAUCAACAUCGAUAAGACCUCUUCUCAAAAAAAAAAAAAAACAUCGAUAAGACCUGAUGACAUUUGGAUUGACAUGAUGAUACCUGAUGGAUAUCGAGCUGUAUAGACGCACUUUCUCGUUUGCUUUGGCUGUACCUGUAAUUAAUGAAUCCUGUGUAGCUGUAUGGAGUGCAGUUGUUUGCAAUUUGGACGCCGCUUUUUUAGAAAAUUCAAACUCGGGUAAUAAUUAUACUAACUAUAUUUAUACUAAGUAUUAUGCAUGUUA